ACCCUGCAUUCACUAUAUCUGGUCUCCCCGGACCCUGCAUUCACUAUAUCUGGUCUCCCCGGACCCUGCAUUCACUAUAUCUGGUCUCCCCGGACCCAGCAUUCACUAUAUCUGGUCUCCCCGGACCCUGCAUUCACUAUAUCUGGUCUCCCCGGACCCUGCAUUCACUAUAUCUGGUCUCCCCGGACCCUGCAUUCAUUAUAUCUGGUCUCCCCGGACCCUGCAUUCAUUAUAUCUGGUCUCCCCGGACCCAGCAUUCACUAUAUCUGGUCUUCC
Molecule: messenger RNA, 276 nt
Organism: Staurois parvus
Lineage: Eukaryota; Metazoa; Chordata; Amphibia; Anura; Ranidae
Source: the annotation of a GenBank genome assembly